AUGGCUGAUCCCGGAACUAGCAAACCGAAGUUGCAGGUCUACUUAGAUGCAGCGCAUGCAAAGUGCAGCAUAUGUUUAAGCAUAUGGCAUGAUGUUGUCACCGUCGGUCCUUGCCUUCAUAAUUUCUGUAAUGGAUGCUUCUCUGAAUGGUUAAGGAGAUCACAGAAGAAACAGUUGACGGUGCUGUGUCCUCAGUGUAGAGGAGUCGUGCAAUUUGUCGGGAAAAAUCACUUUCUACAUAAUAUAGAAGAGGACAUAAUACAGUCUGAUUCUUCUCUAAAGAGGUCAGAAGAAGAAAUUGCUCAGCUCGACUCCUAUGCAAUGAUUCACUCAAACAUUGUUAUUGAGACUGGAAAGAGUCGUGAGCAUAAAAGGCCACGUGUGGAAUCAGAAGUUCCUGAUGAGGAUUAUGCUGAGUUCUUGGAAAGAUUUGGUGUUGCUUCUCGUCAAUGCUUGCAAUGUGGCACAGAGUAUAAUGGAUUCCGCUGCAAUGAGGAUACAGUCCACUUAGAAUGUCAUGCCUGUGGUCGUGAAAUGCCUCUGAGAGUCGAUUCUGAUGCACCUCAACUCUGUCUAGGAUGUGACAGACCUUUUUGUGGUGCUUACUGGCCUGCUCAGGGAAAUCUCCUACGUUUUCCAUGCAGCUUAGAUAGUUUCAAACCGAUCUCAGAUCGGUCCAUCUCAACAAUUCCACAUUUGGCUCAUGAAACUAAUCAAGUUGAGAAGGAUGUUACGGAUAGGUGUAUUAGACAGAUGGGGAGAACACUAACUGAUGUUGUCUCAGAAUUGAUGGUGAAGUUGGACAACGGAGAAAUUGAUCGAUCAAGGCUGCAACUAAAGCAUGCAGACACUAUUUCGUCAAGUACACACGUAUGCGGUGAGUGUUACGAUAAGUUGGUUUCAUUUCUCUUGUACUGGUUCCGCAUUGCCACUCCGAAACAACAUCUACCACCGGAUGCAGUUAACCGGUCUGAUUGCUGGUACGGCUACGAGUGCCGGACACAGCACCAUAACCAAGAACAUGCUCGUAGAAGGAAUCACGUCUGUCGUCCGACUAGGAGCUCAGGCAACAAUGGUGGCGGUGGCAGUGGAUCUGGUCCCAGCCUAGGAUGA
This is a messenger RNA of Linum trigynum, 1113 nucleotides long. Lineage: Eukaryota; Viridiplantae; Streptophyta; Magnoliopsida; Malpighiales; Linaceae. The record is from the annotation of a GenBank genome assembly.